Molecule: messenger RNA, 1477 nt
Organism: Mollisia scopiformis
Lineage: Eukaryota; Fungi; Ascomycota; Leotiomycetes; Helotiales; Mollisiaceae
Product: pectin lyase-like protein
Exons: 2
Coding region: 215-1477 (420 amino acids)
Biological process (GO): carbohydrate metabolic process
Molecular function (GO): polygalacturonase activity
Source: RefSeq, a predicted model, not a curated record
CUUGUCUUCCUAAUAUCGAUCAUGAUAGAUGGAAAAAGGAGUGCCGAAAUAGUUAAUGUCUACAAAGCAUGCCACGCGUUCACAGAGAGUACCUUCUUCUGUAGCUGUGGAAACAAAUUGAUCCAUGGACGACAAAUGGCAGGAAUAAAGAUCAGACGAGUUGCGGAGUCCAACCCACCCUUUUCGGAAAUACACUCUAUAAUGGCACGACGUUAUGGGAUCCAGACAUGUUAUUAAUAGCUUGUCAAGCAACAUGUCAAGAUUUCGCCAAAUUACGCAGUUCUCACUCAUCGCUCUUGCUUCCUUCGCCAAUGCACGGGGGACGCCUGUAAGAAGAAAUCCAGAUCACGGAGUUGCCAAACGAGCUGUCUGCACGCCAACUUCUGCAGGCGACGCAGGAACAGACGAUGUACCAGCCAUCGAAUCAGCUAUCGCAAGUUGCGGAAAUGGAGGAACAAUCGUCAUCCCAGCCGAAACAACAUACGCCCUUCGAUCAACCCUCUCCUUUGCCGGAUGCGCCAACUGCGACUUCCAAAUCGAGGGUACUCUCAAAGCCUCCGAUGAUCUAACAUACUGGGAAGGAAAGAAAGCAAUCUUCCUCAUGUCAGACAUCACAAGUGCCAAAGUCCACUCAGUUACUGGAACAGGUCUCGUGGAUGGAAACGGUCAAGCUGCAUAUGAUUACUUUGCGCAAAACAGCAGCUACGCACGACCAACUCUCUGGUACAUCACCGGCUCAAACUCCAUCACGAUCUCGAACCUCGAGUUCAGGAACGCACCCAACGUCUUCCAUUCCGCGGCAGGAAACUCCAAGAAUAUAGCUUACAGCGACAUCACCCUGAUCGCUGAAUCGAGCUCUUUCAACGUGCCCAAGAACACGGACGGCUGGGACAUCGGGCCAGCGACUUACGUGACAAUCACCAAUGCGGAUGUUAGCAACCAAGAUGAUUGCGUUGCGUUCAAACCCGGCGCAAGCUAUGUGUCCGUCAGCGGCAUCACUUGCACCGGCUCCCACGGAUUGUCUGUCGGAAGCCUGGGAGAAUCGGGCACAACCUUCGUUGAGAAUAUCUACGUUUACAACGCGACCAUGAUCUCCUCUACCAAGGCAGUAGGAAUCAAGCUCUACCCCGGCGGCUACGGAACAGCGACCGUCAGCAACGUAACCUGGGACACGGUCACGGUUACGGAUUGCGCGUACGCGGCCCAGAUCCAGAGCUGUUAUGGUCAGACGGCUGCUUAUUGUGCUGAGAAUCCAGGCUCGGGAACGAUCACUGAUGUUUAUUUUAAGAAUUUCAAGGGGACGACGAGUACGAGUUAUGAGCCGGUGGUAGCGAAUCUGGAUUGUCCGGCGGAUGGAAUUUGUGAUAUUUAUUUGAGCGGGUGGGAUGUUGCCCCGCCGAGUGGGACGGCGGAGUAUCUUUGUGCUAAUAUUGAUAGUUCGCCUGGUAUUACGUGUACGAGUGGUGCCUCUAGAUGA